Messenger RNA from Cuculus canorus (common cuckoo), 8947 nucleotides. It is a transcript of the gene SGSM1, whose product is annotated as small G protein signaling modulator 1. Gene Ontology annotation, molecular function: GTPase activator activity. Lineage: Eukaryota; Metazoa; Chordata; Aves; Cuculiformes; Cuculidae. The coding region runs from base 56 to 3553 and encodes 1165 amino acids. The record is from RefSeq and is a predicted model, not a curated record. The transcript is spliced from 26 exons. Gene Ontology annotation, biological process: activation of GTPase activity.
GGAGCGGGCGGAGCGGGCGCCGCACCGAGCGGAGCGAACGGCCCCGGCAGCGGCGAUGGCGGCGCCGGAUGCGGAGACCCGGCAGCGGCUGCUGCGCACCGUCAAGAAGGAGGUGAAGCAGAUCAUGGAGGAGGCGGUGACGAGGAAGUUUGUGCAUGAGGACAGCAGCCACAUCAUCUCCUUCUGUGCUGCUGUGGAAGCAUGUGUCUUGUACGGCUUGAAGCGGAGGGCGGCGGGAUUCCUGCGCAGCAACAAGAUAGCAGCUCUGUUUAUGAAGGUGGGCAAGAGCUUUCCUUUGGCAGAGGAGCUUUGCAAGAAAGUGCAAGACCUGGAGCAGCUCAUUGAGAAUGCACGAAAUCAAGUCCAAGGCAUCCCGGAGAAUGUGCGCAAGAUGCCGAAGCUGCCCAACCUGUCUCCUCAAGCCAUCAAGCACCUCUGGAUCCGCACAGCCCUCUUUGAGAAGGUCUUGGAUAAGAUCGUGCAUUACUUGGUAGAAAACAGCAGUAAGUACUAUGAGAAAGAAGCUCUCCUGAUGGAUCCUGUGGAUGGGCCGAUUCUUGCUUCAUUAUUGGUGGGGCCCUGUGCGCUGGAGUACACCAAGAUGAAGACCGCUGACCACUUCUGGACGGACCCCUCAGCUGAUGAGCUGGUUCAGAGGCACCGGAUCCACAGCUCGCACUGCCGCCAGGAUUCGCCCACCAAGCGCCCGGCGCUCUGCAUUCAGAAAAGGCAUUCGAGUGGCAGUAUGGAUGAUCGGCCGUCGCUGUCCGCCAGGGACUAUGUGGAGUCACUCCACCAGAAUUCCCGGGCCACGCUCCUUUAUGGCAAGAACAAUGUCCUGGUGCAGCCACUUGCUCUCGCCAGCUCACUCUGUUCCCGUGUUUCUCUUCUCAAGCGAGAUGACAUGGAGGCAAUCCCGGGAUACCUGUCCCUUCACCAGACUGCCGACAUCAUGGCGCUGAAGUGGACUCCCAACCAGCUGAUGAACGGCUCGGUGGGGGAUCUGGACUACGAGAAAAGCGUGUACUGGGACUACGCCAUGACAAUUCGCCUGGAGGAGAUCGUCUAUCUGCACUGUCACCAGCAAGUAGAUAGUGGUGGAACGGUUGUCUUGGUAAGCCAGGAUGGGAUUCAGAGGCCCCCGCUGCGGUUCCCCAGAGGAGGGCACUUACUGCAGUUCCUGUCCUGCCUGGAGAAUGGCCUCCUGCCCCAUGGGCAGCUGGAUCCACCCCUCUGGUCACAGCGGGGAAAGGGAAAGGUGUUUCCCAAGCUGAGGAAGCGAAGUCCCCAGGGCUCCUCUGAGUCUGCGUCUGACAAGGAAGAUGACGAAGCCACGGAUUACGUUUUCAGGAUAAUCUACCCAGGGGCACAGUCUGAAUUCGUUACCAUUAAUGGUAAUUUUCACCCAUUCCUUGCAUCUGUGAUGUCCAUCACUGCUGUGAGAGGGAAGAUGACGAGGACUCAAGCUGCAAGCAAGAUGGUGGUGAUCCCUAAAUGGUUUCUGCAUCUCCCCAUCACAUCCCGACCUCCCCUUGCCACACUGGGGGCCACUCAGCAUCAGUUGCCCCAGGACCUGAUGGACACGCCGGGUGCUGGCCUGCCUCCCAUGUGGCAACCUAGCACCCGCAAGUCAUCCUGCUCCUCCUGCUCUCAGAGCGGCUCCUCUGAUGGGGGACCAUCCAACGGCUGCAGCCACGAAAGAGCUCCACUGAAGCUCCUGUGUGACAAUAUGAAGUACCAGAUCCUCUCCCGGGCCUUCUAUGGCUGGCUGGCCUAUUGCAGACACCUCUCCACAGUGAGAACCCACCUCUCUGCGCUGGUUAACCACAACAUCGUGUCUCCUGAUGUGCCCUGCAAUGCCAGCUCGGGACUGACCGUGGACAUCUGGCAGCGAUACCUGCAGGACAGUACGAGCUACGAGGACCAGGAGCUGCUGCGGCUGAUCUACUAUGGGGGGAUCCAGCAUGAGAUCAGGAAGGCUGUCUGGCCGUUUCUUCUGGGCCAUUAUCAGUUUGGGAUGACAGAGGCAGAAAGGAAAGAGGCUGACGACCAGAUCCGUGCCUGCUACGAGCACACCAUGGCUGAGUGGCUGGGCUGCGAGGCCAUCGUCCGGCAGCGGGAGAAGGAGUCGCACGCAGCAGCUCUGGCCAAGUGCUCCUCUGGGGCCAGUCUGGAUUCCCACAUCCAGAGAAUGAUGCACAGGGACUCGACGAUCAGCAAUGAGUCCUCGCAGAGCUGCAGCUCUGGCCGACAGAAUCUUGCCCGGCUGCAGAGUGACUCCAGCUCCAGCACGCAGGUGUUUGAAUCUGUUGAUGAAGUGGAACAGACCGAAGCAGAUGCUCAGCUGGAAGACGGCAAACAAAGCAAGAUCCCUAAUGGGACAGUUCCCAACGGCACGUGUUCCCCUGAUUCUGGCCACCCCUCUUCCCAGAACUUCUCCAUCACAUCAGGAUUUUCAGAGUGCAGCUUCAGCAAUGAGGACAGUGCCCUGGAAACCACCAAAUCCUCAGCCAGCUCUCAGGGAAAGGCUGGUGAGACCAACGUGCCAGCCCCACAGGACCUGGAUAGUGCCCGACAGGAGGGGAAGCUGCAGGGCCAAGACAGCCUGGAAGGUGAAUUUCCAACCAGUGGAAGUGUGGACUUCGUUCCCAUGAGUGAGAGCUUGGCAGGGGUCCUGUGUGAUCACAAUGCUGUGGCCCUGACUGUGGUGGAGAGCUGGGCAGACAGCAAAGCUGAGAAACAAAGCUUAGUGGAGAGUGAAGAUAACCUCUCUGAGGAGCCAGAGAUGGAGAGUUUGUACCCACAGCUGGAUUCUCUGCCUGUAGCUGAUCUGGCCAACGGUGAAGCAUCUGCUGUCUCCUCAACGGGUGUCACCUACUCUCCAGAGCUCCUGGACAUGUACACAGUGAACCUGCACCGCAUUGAGAAGGAUGUGCAACGGUGCGACCGCAACUACUGGUACUUCACCCCCGCCAACCUGGAGAAGCUCCGCAACAUCAUGUGCAGCUACAUCUGGCAGCACAUCGAGAUUGGCUACGUGCAGGGGAUGUGUGACCUGCUAGCCCCUCUCCUGGUCAUCCUGGAUGAUGAGGCUCUGGCUUUCAGCUGUUUCACUGAGCUUAUGAAGAGGAUGAAUCAGAACUUCCCCCAUGGGGGGGCCAUGGACACCCACUUUGCCAACAUGAGAUCUCUGAUCCAGAUUCUGGACUCUGAGCUCUUUGAGCUGAUGCACCAGAAUGGUGAUUAUACUCAUUUCUACUUCUGCUACCGAUGGUUUCUCCUGGACUUCAAGAGAGAACUGGUGUAUGAUGACGUGUUCUCCGUCUGGGAGACCAUCUGGGCAGCUGCACAUGUUUCCUCUGCACACUAUGUGCUCUUCAUAGCCCUGGCUUUGGUGGAAAUGUACCGGGACAUCAUCUUGGAGAACAACAUGGAUUUUACAGACAUCAUCAAGUUUUUCAACGAAAUGGCCGAGCGACACAACACCAAGCAGAUCCUGAAGCUGGCUCGGGACCUUGUCUAUAAAGUCCAGACUCUGAUUGAGAACAAAUGAAGGAGGUGUGGAAGAUGGGGCAUCCUGACAAAGAGCCGGGACUCCCCUUCAAUGCUUCCUUCCCUUCUCCUUUUUCUCCAAGUGCCACACCUGUGGAAAUAAGGUAGUUGGACACGUGCUGCUGUUUAAACUGGAAGUACCCUUAGCUCUCCAAGUGCUGUGUUCAGUGUUAGGUCCGAGGGCCCCAUCUCAGAUCUUCGCAGCCUUCUUCAGUGACUUAACCAAAGAUCUGUACAAUUGCAUUUUACUGCUAAGGACUUGCUUGGGAAGCAGCACCCAGGCAGUCACUUCCUUGCCUUGUUGCAGCAGAAGGGCAGCAUGUGUGGUUACCACCACAACUGCUGAGGUAGCUGCCAGCAUCCCAGGUUGGAGCUUGAGGUCUGGGAGAGCGGAGCUGCCAGCCCUCCUCGGGGCUGAAUCAAGCUCAACAGCCUUUGUUUUGAGGAAAUAAAGUUGCUUCCCUGGACAGCCAUUACCCCGUGGCACGGGGAAGCCAGCCAGCCCUGCAAGCCUGGGCAAGUCAGGGAUGCUGCCAGUGCUCAGUUUCUUACUAACUUUCUGAGGUUCUGCCAGUAACAGAGGGACUUUGAUCACAGAAAUUCUUCUUCUUUUGAUCUUGUCCCUUGAUGCAUAGCAUCCCCUUUAGUAUUUUUUUAGAGCUCUGUUCACUCCCUGGGGUUUUUACGUUGUUUGUUACUAAAAUAUCUGAGCACACAGAGAAUUUCAGCUCUGGAUGGAUUUUCAGAAGAGCUCCAAAUUCAGCAUUGGGUUUUUCUUUCAAAAUCCAGCCUCUGUAAUGCUCUCUGAACACUGGAAAAUCUGGUCCUAACCUCCUCUGGGAACUCUAGACUUGAGGUUUUCUUACCUGCCUUACUCUAGCUGCUCGUGUUAGGAGUCUGGUCUCCCUAUCGUUCCUCUGCCACCCCUGUUAGGGGAGUUCUCCUCGGAAGGCAAGUCAGAGCUCCCGGCUUCGGUGAUGGUCCUGACUUUCCCUCUGAAGGUGCCUAUCUCUUCCUCUGUUAAUGAAAAGACCAGCUGCUCCAAGCUAGACAGUGCACACAAUGCCCUUGGUGCCUGCAGGUUUUCUGUGUGCUUCUGGGGCUGGCUGCAAAGCCCCCUAAGUCCACCGAAAGCCUCCAGUUAGAUCUCGGUGGGCUUCUUUCACCUGCCUGUGAAGAGGAAUAUAGCCCAAGGUCCCUGAGUGGUCUUUACUUUUGGAAGAUGCACUUCUGUGGCCGUUUUUCCUGCAGUGGCUCUCCAGCGCUGCAGCCCCUGGAGCACACUGCAUGAAGUGCCUCUCCAGCACUGCCAGCGUGAGGGCUGAGCUGCUGUGUCUGUCAUGCUAAGGCAGAGGGUUUGGAUUAAUUUCUCAACUCAGGUAAAAACAAUUAAGGAAAAGGAGAGGUGUAGAUUGUUGGUAGGUCUAAUUCAGCCAUGGAGGGCUUUUUGUCCUGGCCACAGAAGCCUGCCAUGAGCGCGUGCUUUUAGCAGCAGGGAAGAUGCUGGGUUGUAGCUCUCUGUAAGCAUACUUUCUCUCAAAAUUUGCUGCAAAAAUUUGUGUUCUCCCUCCAUGCGAUAUGUGAUGUGUGCGCUCUCCUCCUCCUCUGUGCAAGAUAAGACCCUGCUCUUCUCUUGCUGUCAGAGCGCUGCUCACCAGAAGGGAAAAGGGGCCCUUCCCUUCUCCUUUGUGCAACAUCUGUCUGUGCUGACUGUGUUUUGUAUUUACUUGUGGCAUGUGUUGGAUGUUGCUUGCAGAAAAAAAAAGACAUAAAUCUGCAGGAAAGAAACCUGCUGCUUCAGAAAUGUUCUGCAGGGUGCGGGGAAGCGAUUUGCAGUUUCUGAGCAGAUCAGUUCAUCGUUCUGCAGCACUGGGAGACAGAGGCUGCAGCUGGGAAAACCAGGAAGCAGUAGGAUAUACUGAAUCCUUUGGAGAAGGAGACUGCAGCAGGGGGUGAGAAUGAUAGAGAAGCUUUCAUUGCUCAUAAUCCAACAAACAGAAGAGUACCAACAGCCUAAGAAAUUCUUGGAAGCAAUUUCCUACACUGAAUCUCUAAAAGAGUCUGCAGUAGCACAGGAAACAAAGGUGUUUGAGCUUCAAAUCUGCCCGUUUACCUGCAAAUCUUACAUCUUUCCACAAAGCAGAGCAAAAUGCUCAUGCCCUCCUUAACAGGCUGUUCCUGUUCCUCCGAGGUCCUAGGACAGGUAAUGGUCUGCCUGCAUCACCUUCUCCUCAGGGGAAGGGGAAGUGCUCUGUCCUCCCCUUCCUGAGGAGCAAGAACCAAGAGGUCAGCUUCAGUAUAGUCUUAUCAAGCAACAUCACUGACACUUAUCUUUCAAGCUUCUGUUUUUCUUUUCUUGGGUUUUAAAGAAAAACAGCCAAGAAAUUCUGCACAAUAUUUGCUGUCUGUAUCAACUGAGAGUGUCUCUGGGCCGCUCAAUAGCAGUGUUUAUUUUGAAUAAAUUCUUGGGGGGAAAAGGUAUUUAUUUAUUGAUUGUACAUUACUGUUUGUCCUUGUAUACUGAAGUGUGUGAGUGUGCAUCGUUAUGCAACUGGAGGUAUAUCUUUUCAAUGUUCUUUACGAUAUCUUGUAAAUGUUUACCAGAAAAUUGUGUCUAUAUAUAAUAUAUAUAAGUAUAGAGAGAAAAUAUGUGAAUUAAGUGGGUUAUUUUUUGAGGGGGAGAAGAAAUCUUUUGCUUCUAAGAACCGUGUGGUUUCUAUAGCACCUAUUCCAUGAUGUGCCAGUCUGUCACUGUCCCUGUACUGUGAGAAUUGUUCCGGUGCAGCAACAGGAAGCUCAGAGCAGAACCACUGUCAUUACCUCAGCUUGGAUUGAUUUUAGUUCUGACUUUAAAACUUGUAAAGAAGAAAAAUAAGAGGAGGAAAAGUGAUGAAAAAAAGCUUUGUUUUAGCUGUGGUGCUGAGUAGAGUCUGUGGGAGCAGAGCUCUGCUUGAGUUGAGCAGGGCUGUGGGAUUCGCUUGGUUGUAGGAUUGAGGCUUGGUGUGGAGGGCAAGAUAUAGAACGGUCCGAAGAAAAUAGUGUGUCAUUUGAAUUGGGACUAAAGUGAUUCUCCUUCGCAGCUGAUCACACCGUUUGGUCAGGAAGGGAGCAUUACAGGAGCUGUUUGGAGUGCUUGUGGAGCUGAUCUGCUCUCCAAACUCGUGCCCAUCCCGACCAGCUCUGCUGGACGCAGUGCCCCCACACACAGUUCUGCUCCAAUUCGACAAAAGUCAGUGCGAACCACCUGUUCCCAAAUAUUCCUGUGGCAACUUGAGUCUAAAUUUGGAGGUCCAGGUUUGCGUUCCCGUACAGAUGUCAGAUAGAAGAUGAGAAUGGUUUCCAGGCCCUGCACUGGUGUAUGGUGCUGUUCCACCCUGCUGGACCCUCGCCGUGCUGCCAGGCGUGGGAUCUGGAGGCCAGGGAUAGGCUGUGAUAGUCCCUGUGCUCUACCCUUCCAUGGCCCCUAUCCACACGUGGUCGCAGUUCAGUUUUGAGUCUCCUCAGAAGCUCUGCUCCUCGCUGACCCCUCUCUGACCAGCAGGUUUAUGGGCUCCUGGAGACCCAUAGUGAAGCAACAUGGGCAUUGGGGGCUUUGAGAUCUGUCCAGUGGUUAAAAGCUAGUAAAAUUUAGGGAAAGGCUUCAUUGUCCGGGUGUCUGUAGACCUUCUGCUGCUUCAGCCUCUCCUGCCUGGCUCUGCCCCUCUGCUGGAUGCGCUGUUCUGGGUUUUUGACAAUGUGAAUCCCCGUGGCCCUGCGGGAUGGCACGGAUCUCUGCUGGCUCUGCAGCCGGAGGAUUGCCUGUUUACCACGGAGGGAGAAGCCGUUGCAGGGGAAUGCUUGCCCAUAUACAGUAAUGUUGUCUGGCUCCUCAGGGGAGAGGAAUGUCUCAUCCCAACAGCUCUGUGCAGCUGAGAUCCACCCCGUGCAGCGGCACUGCAAGCUGAGGACUAUCUUUAGCCUGCUGCUCUUUGCUCUGUGGGACCAGGGGUUUGAGCUGCUGUGCCUUCUCACUCGAGACUGCUGCAACCUUCGCCGGACACGGCGAGAUUUGCAUCCCUUUGCCCCUGGCCAAUGUUCUCUGCUCCAGGUCACUCCAGAGCUGAGCCUGAGAGAUGGACACGCUCAUAGGCUGAGCUGUUCACCUCACACUGCAGCCGCACUGAGCAUCCGCAGAGGAGUGGGCUUUUCACUCUGUCCUCUGUCAGAGCUGCUCAGCUCACAGAUAAUCUCGAUCUGUUUAAAUACAGUCAAUAUUUGUGCCCUGGCCCUGUGUUCCCCCGAGGGAGUUCCUAUUUGGGUUCUCUUCCUGCGUUUGAGCUUCCUGCUGCUGCAACCUCCUGAAUAACUCUUGGUACCCAUCUCUUUUAGUGUUACUCAUGUAAACGUUUUAGGUGUUGUCUUUGUUCCUAAAUAUGUGAUUUUUAUAGGAGUUUUUCUCUGACUGUGUUGAGUCUGAACUGCUUUGCUAUUGACAUUUUUCAUGAAGGCUGAGAUUGUUUUUCGCAUGGGAACUUCUUUCUGCCACCCUGUUCUGCUCUCAUCCAGCCUCUAACGCUUUAGACAUCCCUUAACAUCCCCCAAUGUACCUUUUAUUGUAACUAGAGCCAGCAGUACAAACGCAGGUAUCAAUAGUCAUCACUGAUAAGUGAAGACCAGAUCAAGAGAAGGGACUAUUCCUGGUGUGGUAGCUUGGAAUCAUAGUUCUUUUGGGAACCCAUCCCUAAAUUCCACCUUGGAGAUAUAAGCCUUGUGACAGGCUGGUGGCAAAGGGUAAUUUAUGGGAUGAGAUCUUUCUUAUUCUCUCUUCUUUAUUUGUUUGCUUGUUUUUAUCUGGCUCGUUCUCUGUUUUUUCCCCAUUUACUGGCUGAUUCUCUGCACUGGGAGCUGCUGUGGCAAACAGUCCUCAAAUGGGUGUGGGAACAGUUUCAGGAUUCUCAUCAUGGAAGUUUACUUUUAAAAAUAUCUUCUAAUAUUUUAAUUUGCUGCUCUCUGCCGUGGCAUUGCUGCCCAGUGGUGGUAGCCUCUGAGUCUGUUCAUCAGUGGCGUCAAAGCAACUGUCAUAACUAUUUUUCGCUCCAUUUGGGUAUUUCCAGUAGUACUGAGCAGUUCUGGGCACAUUUUCAGCAUUUUACUGUCAUGUGAGCACAAAUUGAUAGUGAAAGAGCACAACUCACAGAUGAGGUGAAGAUGUUUGGGGCAAUAGGGAAGGAUCGGAACUCUUACCACAACCAGUUUUCAGAAAUUCUUCUACAAGAUUUCUGAUACCCCGAAGUAGAUAAAAUGCCAUUUGACUGCUGCCUACUCUUUCGUGCACAUCAAUGAUCUUCUUUUGAGGUCAUUAUACUUGUUGCCUGCCCUGCAGUAAAUCUGUAUUGCUUAUUAAGGCACCUGAAGU